Molecule: messenger RNA, 903 nt
Organism: Vicugna pacos (alpaca)
Lineage: Eukaryota; Metazoa; Chordata; Mammalia; Artiodactyla; Camelidae
Source: RefSeq, a predicted model, not a curated record
GGCGCUGGCCACGUGUCUGGGAUCUGGUGGAGGAGGGAAAGGCUGGCAGGGCUGUGAAAGGAGGUGCCGAGGAGUCAGAUCAAAGCACUAUCAGAGUUAAGGGCUGGGCCCAGGGUAGUCCAGAUGUUCACGGAAGUGAAAGCACGGGAGAGAGCAGUGAGGGUGUGUGUGCAGAGGGUGUGUGCCCUGUAAACCCCAUAGACGUGGCAGCUCCGGGUAGGGACCGAGCUGGGGUGGUAGGCUCUCCUUUGCCCGCUGGCCACCAGUCCCCAGGGACCCUGCUGCCAGGCUGGACAAUGCACCAGGCUGGCCACCAUCCCUGGCUUUCUCCGGCUGUGAACAGCUCAGUGGGGCAGGAGCCCCACAGGCAGCUUCCGGAGGUGCUGGAGGGGGCUUGGGAACCACCGCAAGGAGUCGGGCUGCCCCUGCUCACCGUCAUUGUCGCCGUCUUUGUCCUGCUGGCAGUCUGCAUCAUCGUGGUAGUCCACUUUGGACCAAUGCUACACAAGGGCCAUGCCACUCUCCCCACGGAACCCCCAUCCCCAAAGCCAGAAGGCGGCAUCUACCUCACCCACUGGCGAGUGCUGGGCUCCCAGGACAGUCACGAAGGCACCCAAGGGGGACCUCCUGUCUCUGGCUCCUGCCCUGUGCCAGAUGGGCCUAGAUUCAGCAUCGAUGAAGUCACGUUUCUUUAGUAGGGAGACUUUGGAAAGUUGGCCUGACCUGGCUCAGAAUGAGAAACUGGACAGAGAAUUAGGGCAAAAGCAAAUUGGGACCUAGGCAUCGGAGCUUCAGAAGGGCGCACACAGACCCAGCUGGAGCUUCACUUUCAACAGAAUAUUUAUAGAGAAACCCCUGAUGUGGACAGGAGAAAUAAAAGAGGCUUGAGGCCCUGACCAGAAA